Messenger RNA from Aaosphaeria arxii CBS 175.79, 1930 nucleotides. RefSeq names its product Flavocytochrome c. The record is from RefSeq and is a predicted model, not a curated record. NCBI's taxonomy places the organism in Eukaryota, Fungi, Ascomycota, Dothideomycetes, Pleosporales. Gene Ontology annotation, molecular function: FMN binding; oxidoreductase activity. The coding region runs from base 187 to 1695 and encodes 502 amino acids. The transcript has a single exon.
CUUAUAGCGAGUCUGAGCCUGGAACUGCUGACCGAUGGUACCGGUGCCGGCUGCCACCGUACGUUUACGUAGUCCUACCGGACGGCGUGACGAUCACCUGAGAUCUAUUAACGGCCGUCUUUCGAUGAAAAUGACGCCCACUACAUUAUUUCUACAUUCCAAUGUCCUCCGUAAUGUGAGAUCGUGAUGAGUCGCAUCGGAUUUUUGACUCUUAUUUCCCUAGGCAUUUUUGGCCUUUUUACUGCCUACCUCUAUACUAACAGAAUAUCGGACGCUCCAAUGACAUCUGAACACAACACCGAAGACAUGGCAUUUAGAUCCGGCGCCAUCGUAGUCGGCUCAGGACUGGCUGGUUUAUCGGCAGCAAGCCAGCUCAUCAGCCAUCGCAUCCCGGUUCGUCUAAUCGAGCGAGCAGCAAAACCUGGUGGAAAUUCCAUCAAGGCCUCGUCCGGUAUCAAUGGUGCACCAACCAGAUUCCAGCAGAUCCCGGACGAUGCAUUCUUCUCCGACACAGUGAAAUCCGCCGGCAAGGCUAUGGCCUCGUCAACACCAUACCGCGAGAAUUUGAUCAACACUUUGACAAACAGCUCGAAAAGUGCUGUAGAAUGGCUCGUUGACGAGAAAGGCGUUGAUUUGAGCAGAGUCGCCCAACUAGGAGGGCAUUCGAUCCCCCGAACGCACCGUGGCGCUGGGCAAACACCACCUGGUUUCUCAAUUAUAAGCACACUCUUGAAGUCCCUGAAGGAGUCUCCCUUAUUUCAUCUACAAACCUCUUGCACUGUGACCAAGGUCUUGCAAGCCGGGUCACGUGUUACCGGCGUCCAGUACAUUUGCGAGAACGGCGCAGAAGAGGAGGCCCAUGGACCUGUGAUAUUUGCAUCUGGAGGCUUCGGUGGCGAUGCUGAAGGCCUUCUCGCAAAAUACCGACCUGACCUCGCUGGCUACCCGUCGACGAACGACCCCAGGCCGGGGACACAACCAUUGCUCACGGCCGUGGGCGCGCAGUUGAUUGACAUGGAGCAAGUGCAGGUCCAUCCCACAGGAUUCGUCGACCCAAAAGAUCCGACAUCUGCUCUUAAGUUUUUGGCCGCAGAAGUGUUGCGCGGGGAGGGUGGAGUUCUUUUGUUGAAUGGAAAACGGUUCAUCAAUGAACUCGAUACUCGUGAAAAUGUCGCCAACGCGAUCACAUCCACCCAACCCAAAUCGGACUCGCCCAAGCAAUGGGAGGUCCAGCUUGUGUUGGAUGAGGGAGCUUACAAUGCAGCCAAAUCCCACAUUGACUUCUACAUUUUCAAGGGUCUGAUGAAGAAGGUUACAAUAGCCGAUCUCGCCCCAGGUUCGCUUGAAACCAUCAAGCAAUACGCAGAGGCAGUGGCAGGAAAACAUUCGGAUUAUCUCCAGAGAACAUCUUUCGCAAACUGGAGUCUGACCGAUCCGACAGAGGAAUCUGUGGUGUAUGUUGGUACAGUGACGCCAAUCGUGCACUACACCAUGGGUGGAGUGAAGUUCAACGAGAAGAGUGAGGUCCUAGGAGAGGAAGAGAAAGCGAUUGAGGGGUUGUGGGCGGCAGGAGAGAUUACAGGAGGCGUGCAUGGCGGAAAUAGGCUUGGUGGUAGCUCUUUGCUCGAAUGUGUCGUUUUUGGCAGGAUUGCAGGGGAUCAAUGUGCGCAGUACAUAUCCGCCCAAGAGAAAUGAAGGAGACACUUCUAAGUGGGCUUGAACCGCGAAGGGAGAAUAUAUUCUUAUCAUAAUUCAUUUAACAUAAUAUUUCUACCGAGAAUUAUCUACCCUUUCGCUUCAAGCGAUGUUGAUGAUGUAUGAUUAAAGGGAUUAUAGACCCAGAUAUUGACAUUAAACACUGCCAUGUCUAGUCUUGAGGAAUUCUUCAACUUUCGUAUCGCUCAUGGACUCGACUUUCGUAUCGGCCUUC